UUAGGACAGUUGCAGUGGAAAGACUAACGUUCAAGUCUACUUAUGUGGGAUAGUAUCAAGGCAACGUGGAGGUGCGUUGCUGUUUCCUAUUGUUUGACUAGUGAGGUUAACGACAUUAUUGGUCAGUGAGACUGAUUUUAUGAGGGGUGGUAAGAAAAGCAUGCCGGGGUUUGGUUUUUGUUAGGCAGGGACUGGUUGGGCAUGCUUUUUUGGCGUGCCUUUCUCUACUUUAUUUAUAACCAGGCAAAGGAAAAUGUUCAGAAGCCAAGAAACCCGCUGCCAAGCUAGCUGUUUACCACUAUUGAUUGGAAAUAGACUUGAAUUUCUCGCCACCAUUCUGAAAAUUUGGACAAGAUCCAGAGGCUAUCAUUAAGAAAAACAGGGAUGGUGAUCGCUGGAAACGGAGAAAUUGAGAAGCAGCCUUUUCGAGAGAUGGGGCUGGACCUGGAGGACGUCGAAGAGGUGGAAGAAGUAGCGACACAGGUGAAAGGACGGCACGUAGAGACUGGUCAUAAGACUCUCCUUCGCAGCAGCGCUCUUUACAAGUACAUUCUGGACACCAGCGUGUAUCCUCGUGAAGCCGGCGAGCUUAAGGAGCUCCGACAACUCACCGAGCGGCACUCUUGGAAUAUGAUGGCCACACCUCCCGAUGAGGGCCAGUUCCUGAUGCUUCUCCUUCGGCUCAUGAAUGCGAAGCGCACUCUGGAGAUCGGUGUAUACACAGGCUAUUCGCUUCUUUGCACCGCCCUUGCAUUACCGCCGGAUGGCAAGGUGAUUGCGCUGGACAUCAGCAAGGAGUGGUAUGACAUUGGAGCGCCGGUAAUUCAAAAGGCGGGCGUUGCUCACAAGAUCGACUUCCGGGACGGACCUGCAAUGGACAGCAUUGAAGUUCUCCUACAAGAUGACAAGAAUCACGAUUCUUUCGACUUCAUCUUCGUAGACGCGGACAAAGACAACUAUCUGAACUACCACAAGAAGCUCAUGAAGUUGGUGAGGGUGGGAGGACUGAUCGGCUACGACAACACGCUCUGGAAUGGGGCGCUUGUUGCUGGCGCCGACGAUCCUCUUCCCAAGUAUCUCCAUUACUACAAGCCUUUCAUCCUAGAGUUGAACAGCUUCCUGGCCAAGGAUCCCCGGAUUCAAAUCAGCCAGGUACCUAUUAGUGAUGGUGUCACACUAUGCCGAAGGUUGUUUUAACCAACGCUAGAAUCAUAGUAAACUAUAUACACAACUCUCCUGCUUCUGCUGGCGAAAGUAAAGCUGGUAUUUUGACUAGUGUUUACUGAAAUGGAUCCAACCUUCCUGAAGGUUAUAUGGUGAGCAAGACAACGUCUCGUCAUUCCUGCUUAUCUCUCUUUAGGAAGCUUGUAAUUAAAAUGGUCGUAACCGCAUCGCUCUUUCCUA
Messenger RNA from Physcomitrium patens, 1404 nucleotides. Its product is annotated as caffeoyl-CoA O-methyltransferase. NCBI's taxonomy places the organism in Eukaryota, Viridiplantae, Streptophyta, Bryopsida, Funariales, Funariaceae. Gene Ontology annotation, molecular function: O-methyltransferase activity; S-adenosylmethionine-dependent methyltransferase activity. The record is from RefSeq and is a predicted model, not a curated record.